This is a messenger RNA of Dentiscutata heterogama, 472 nucleotides long. The record is from the annotation of a GenBank genome assembly. NCBI's taxonomy places the organism in Eukaryota, Fungi, Glomeromycota, Glomeromycetes, Diversisporales, Gigasporaceae.
UUCGGCAACACCGGAAUCUCAGUGUAAAAUAAUUCACACAACUUCAAAAGCACAAUUACUUGGUAAAAUUGAUUUUGAUAAUCUUAAUGGUGAAAAAUCUUACAGCGGCUACCUUGAAUUAUAUGCAAAUUCAAAGUUAAUGAACAUUAUAUAUAGUAAUGAACUUAAUCAUCGCCUUAAAGAUUCAAACGUUACGUCCACAGCAUGCCAUCCAGGAAUUAUACCAACAAAAAUUACUUCAAAAUUGUCGUUUUGGUUUUUUAUCAGGUUGUUCUCUAAAACACCUGAUAUUGGCGCAAUAAAUGUAAUAUACCCUGCAUUAGACCCGAACAUUGAUGAAGGUGGAAAGUAUUUUGAGGAAAGUGAAGAAGUAAAACCAAUUGAUCAGGCAUUAGACGAAGAUUUGGCUAAAAAGUUUUGGGAAAAGAGUGAAGAAUUAUUAAAUAAUUAUGAUGCCAGUCUUUUAAAAUGA